Messenger RNA from Esox lucius (northern pike), 3657 nucleotides. It is a transcript of the gene itk, whose product is annotated as IL2 inducible T cell kinase. NCBI's taxonomy places the organism in Eukaryota, Metazoa, Chordata, Actinopteri, Esociformes, Esocidae. The transcript is spliced from 17 exons. The record is from RefSeq and is a predicted model, not a curated record. Gene Ontology annotation, biological process: T cell receptor signaling pathway; adaptive immune response; NK T cell differentiation. Gene Ontology annotation, molecular function: ATP binding; non-membrane spanning protein tyrosine kinase activity; protein binding. Bases 90 to 1937 code for a protein of 615 amino acids.
CUUUGUAGGUACUAAUCUAACCUUACAGCACACCUCUCUGUCUCUCUCGCUCCGUGUCUUUCAAUGUUGGUCAGGUGUCUGUGUUCGCUAUGCUCUCCAGGGUUAUCUUAAAGGGAACUCUUAUUAAGAAAUCUCAACAGAAGCGAAGGACGUCACCCUGUAAUUACAAAGAAAGAUUCUUUGUCUUGAACACCCAGGACCUGACCUAUUCUGAACAACGACCUGGGAAAAAGCCCGUCCAGAAAGGCUGCAUUGAGCUCUCCAGGAUCAAAUGUGUAGAGAUUGUGUGUAGUGAACUCCCCAUCCCCUGCAGUAAUAAGUACCCAUUCCAGGUUGUCCAUGACAACUAUUACCUAUAUAUCUUCGCCCCGGACAAUGAUUGCCGACUGAGAUGGGUCCGAGCACUGAAGGAGGAGACCAAGUGUAAUGAUUUAGUCCCGAAGUAUCACCCCAAUUUCUGGAUUGAGGGCAAAUGGAAGUGUUGUUACCAGACAGAGAAGAUGGCUACAGGUUGUCAGGAGUACAACCCUAUUGGAUACGCUACCAAAAAGUGUCUCCCGCCAACCCCUGACCCAGAGCGACGUCUCUCUGACGCGGGCCAAAGGGUGGUGAUAGCACUGCAGGACUAUAGUCCCCAUGGAGACACUGACCUGCCCCUCCACAAAGACCAGGAGUACAUCCUCACAGACAGCUCUCACCAUGACUGGUGGACCGUGCAGGACUGCAGAGGGAAUACAGGUUUUGUACCUUGCAUGUAUAUAGCAGAAAAAUCCUGCAACGACUUCAGCAGAUUUGAUUGGUACAAUAAAGACAUAACGCGAAGGAGAGCUGAGGAACUACUGAUGACAGAGAAUAAGGAAGGAGCCUUUAUGGUACGAGACUCAAGACAUCCAGGCGUGUAUACCGUUUCAGUCUUCACCAAAGCACCAGGGUCAAACAUGGAAAAGAACCCGCGAGUGAAGCACUAUCAGAUCAGAGAGUCAGAGACAUCCAUGUUUUACCUGGCAGAGAAAUACCUGUUCAACACCAUUCCUGAGCUCAUCCAGUACCACCAGCACAAUGCUGCAGGUUUGAUCACGCGGCUGAGGCACCCUGUCUCUCUGGAUAAAGAGAGCUCCCAGAACCAUGCUGAACUCUCAGAUGGUCAAUGGGAAGUGGACCCGUUAGAGUUGACACUCGGUGAGGAGGUGGGCAGUGGUCAGUUUGGUCUGGUACUCCAGGGGCAGUGGAGGGGCCACAGGGUAGCUGUGAAGAUGGUCAGGGAGGGAGCCAUGUCUGAAGAGGACUUCAAAGAGGAGGCCCGAGUCAUGACGAUGCUGUCCCACUGCAAACUAGUGCAGCUGUAUGGUGUGUGUACCCAGCAGUCUCCCAUGUGUCUGUUGUUUGAGUUCAUGGAGAAAGGCUGCCUGUUGGAUUACAUCAAAGCCCAGAAGGGGCAUCUGUCCCAGGACACCUUGCUGGGGAUGUGUCUGGACGUCAGUGAAGCAAUGGCAUACCUGGAGAGCAACAACUUCAUCCACAGAGACCUGGCAGCCAGAAACUGUCUGGUUUCCAAGAACAAUGAAGUGAAGGUGUCUGAUUUUGGCAUGACCAGGUUUGUUCUGGAUGACCAGUACACCAGCUCUCAGGGCUCCAAGUUUCCCUUCAAGUGGUCUUCCCCUGAGGUCAUCAAGUACUCCAAGUUCAGCAGCAAGUCUGACGUCUGGUCUUUUGGUGUGUUUAUGUGGGAGGUUUAUACGGAAGGUCGCCUGCCAUAUGAAAACCAGACUAAUAGUGAGGUGGUGGACAGCCUGAAUGCAGGCUUGAGGCUGCUGAAACCCAGACUAGCCCCAGAGGCUGUGUACAUCCUCAUGGAGUGGUGCUGGAAAGAGAAACCAGAGCAACGCCCAUCCUUUACACUUCUGCUGCAUGAACUGGCCUCCCUCUCAGAGCUCUAAAACGGAAUGCUAUUCAAUCAAAACCUGUUAACCAGUACUCCGUGGGAAAUUAUGCAAUAAGAAUUUGCUGACCAAAACUGAAGAAACUGUACAAACAAGAAACAUAUGUAUUUAUGUUAUUUAUUAAUUGCCUUCAUGAUUUUAUUUCUUUUUUUCUGCAAAGCAUAUUUUUAUUUUAAAGUAAAAUGAAAACUUUUUUCCCCCUUUAUUUCUUGUUUUGUUCUAUUAAGCGAGUAAAACGUAUUUUAUUAGGAUUCCUGUUAGGCCUAUUUUUUUUGUGUGUGUAUUUAUAUACUGUACAUUUGUGAACCAGAAAUUAGUUGUGGACAACAAAGAGAGUAAGACCUGACAAAAGGUUUUUUAGCCAGUCCCAUGAGAAAAGGACUAUUCCUGGUGUAGUGUUUAGGUUUUGGGUGAAACUUACAAUUGGGGGUAGUGUCAGAAUUGGAGUAAGCUUCAGGUUAAGGCAUUGGGUAUUAGGGGUUAAGUUAAGGUAUAAAUGUUAGGUUAUUGAGGUUAAGUUCAGGGUUAGUUUAAUGUUAGGGUUAGGAUUAUGGUUCGGUUUUAGGUUAGGUGACAGGGAAUUAUUUUACUUGUCUUAUUUACUGUCCAAUUUAUGCUUCUGCGGAGAGCUAUAUCUUAGAUUUUCUAAAAUAAUUUCCAAUAUUCUUUACAAAUACCUGGGCCAUGUUCAGUUGCACAAUAUUCUCAAAUAUUGCAGGUAGAAAUUCUAUGAAUGGAGCAGACAUGACUACUAAUUCUACAUCUCAGAAAGUCAUGUUUGUUCUACAUGAUAUCUUUUUAGCUGAACAUACCAAAACAUAAAAACCAUCUGUAAUGCAGCUUAGGUUUGAUUUGGUGGAGUUUAUUCAAAUAAUAAUACACAGAAUGCAUUUUAGGGGUUUAUCUUUACAUUUCCAUUUGCAGGUUGUUUAGAGUGACUUACAAUGAACAAAAUAAAUGACAUUGUUGCGUGUAAAAAGUUCCUAAGAAAACCAGGUGUUUAAUUUGCUGUAUUAUAACUUUGAUUUUGACCUUACACUAAUUCAGAUAAGCAGAGUAAAGGGUUUACCUGAUGUGUAAAUCAUAGUUUGCCUAUAGCUAUAAUCAGCACCAUAUUGAAUUAUUGGUGCAAAUCACAAUAAGAAAUUGCUGACCAAAACUGAAGAAACUGUACAAACGAAAGCAUAUGUAUGUAUGUUAUUUGUUAAUUGCCUUCAGGAUUUUAUUUCUUUUUUCUGCAAAGCAUUUUUUUGUCAAAUGUGAAAAUGAUCAUGUCUUUUCCCUUUAAGAUAAGCAGAGUAAAUGGUUUACAUGAUGUGUAAGUCAUAGUCUGCAUACAGCAAUAAUCAGCACCACAUUGAAUUAUUGGUGUGCAUGUAAACUAUUCGUUCUGUCUCUCACUGUCAGUGUGAUUAUGUCCAUUGUGGGGCAGACACAACACGUCCACUUCCAUGAUGUCAUCGUGUGUAGACUGCUCCUCGGUUCUACACAUUUCAUGCCAGGGGCUGCAUAGCAGGUGACUGCUGUGUACAAUGAAAACAGCCAGAAUAGAUUGUACUUAUAAUAGUCCCAUUGUCUGUAGCUCUGUAAUGUGACCACUGUUUGCGGUUCCAUUGUUUUUAGGGUUCUCACACUGAGGCAGGUGAAGAAUAUCACACACUUGCAUGCACACACGCACACACACACAAAUACACACACACACACACACACACACACA